Dendroctonus ponderosae (mountain pine beetle) is the source of this 2345-nucleotide messenger RNA. RefSeq names its product SH2 domain-containing protein 4A. The coding region runs from base 354 to 1625 and encodes 423 amino acids. Lineage: Eukaryota; Metazoa; Arthropoda; Insecta; Coleoptera; Curculionidae. The transcript has 8 exons. The record is from RefSeq and is a predicted model, not a curated record. Gene Ontology annotation, cellular component: cytoplasm.
ACCGUAAGUAAGUACAGCCUGCGUACACUUAGUACUCUUAGUAGGACGGUCAGUCGAAAUCGAGUCGUGAUCAGAACAGGUAACGUCCUGUUAGUGCACGAAAAAUUACGCGAAAAACGUGAUUUUCAGCCUUAAUGUGUUUGGUACUUUAUUUUUAACGAACUGCCCAUGGAAGUUUGUUAAUUUUGCACUUUUAAGAACAUCAUUUUGGAAUUCGUUCUUGGGGAAUAUCGAACAAUUCUAGAUAAGAAGAUCGAAGAACCAAAGCCCGAACCAAGGAACUGAGAAAACAUAAAAAAAGUGAAAUGAAAAAGUUUAAAGUAGUUUCUGCAAUACAGAAUUAAGGCACCAAGAUGUUGCAGCAAAUUCUACGCGACAUGUACGUCGAUCCAGAAAUUCUGGCUGAAUUAGACGAACAACAAAAGCAAACGUUAUUUUGCAAGAUGAGGGAGGAACAAGUGCGCAGAUGGAAAUCGUGGAAUGAAAAAUUAGGAGAAGAAUCCAUUAAACCUAAAGCAAGAACUAAAAAGAAAAGCGUUAGCUUUAUGAAGGGAAGUGACGGCGAGCCUUGGGUGUGGGUUAUGGGUGAGCAUGAGUACGAUAAAAGCAUCGAAGAUAUCCUGAAUGAAGAAGCCAGAGAACAGGCACGAAAAAUCGCAGAAAAAGAAGCUGAACAACUGAGAAAGCAAAUGGAAGUUCAACUUUCCGAAUACAUCGAGCUAAGUCCGAAAAUCGAAGAUCUCGCUCCUUCGCAACUCGACUUUCAAGAUGACGUGGACAUUUAUUGUUCGGUGGACGAACUUAGAGAGAAAAUCAACACAAAGUCGUUGCAAAAACCUCCCAUACCAAAAAAGCCCGCUUAUCAACUGAAUUCGUAUCAAACCAAAAUUAAUAAAUUUAACUUUGUUGAUGCUAGGGACGUUCUAAACGAGACUUCGUUGAACGCACAAGUAGCGCAAAGAGUGGCACUGUUCGAAAAGAAAAUGGAUGAAAGGGCGACGGAAAUAUUUAAAUGCAUCCGGAAAAAGCAGGAACAAGCAGCAAAAGAAGCCGAGGAAGAAGGAAGGAAGAAGGACCAAGUGUGGCGAGAACAAGAACGUAAGGCAAAAGCAGCAGAGCUGCAGAUACGGGAGAUAGCUAGAAGAGCACGAGCAGAACACCGACUGACUUCUGAUAUGGAGAUAGAUACCAGUUAUAGCACUGUUAAUAUAGGGGUGCCUCCUAGCAGACAGCCAGUGGUCGAUUGGUACAAGAAUACCGAAAGAGCUAAAUUGGCGGGACUUGAAAAUGCAAAUCAUGCUGAGCCAUGGUUUCAUGGUCUUAUCACCCGAUCUCAGGCUGAAAAGCUUCUUCUUGACCAGCCAUAUGGAACAUUUUUAGUGAGACUGUCAGAAAAAAUAUGGGGCUACGCCAUUUCAUAUCGAGCUGAAGAAAAGUGCAAGCAUUACUUAGUAAAUGCAUCCCAGAAAUAUCAUUUUUGCGGAAAUAAUCAGUUGGAGUAUGAAACUUUAGGCGAUCUCAUCAAAUACCAUCACAUCCAGCCAUUGUCCAGUGGAGAGAAGCUAAUCUAUCCAUGUCCUCGAUUAUCAUCUGUAGCAAUUGAUGAAUUGCUCGAAACGGUUUGAACUAGUAAUAGUUCACAUCCAUAAAAACACCGCUUUCACAUAUAUUUUAUGAAUUAAUGGUUGCCAAAAGUUGAGUCACUUAAGUUAGCUCAUGCUUUCUUGCUCGACAGCAAGAAGGAAAAUAGAUCUAUAGUCCUCAUGGCCACUUUGGCAGAACUGAAUUUGUAAAUGUUUGUCGAAAUGCACGUUACUUUUAUUAGAAGAUCAUCCUAACUGUUUAAGGACCUCUGUGAUCUUUUCGGCAUUUUUAUGGAAAUCUGGCUUUAGUUAUUUUAUUCAAACGACUUUUUGUAUUUGUGCUUAUAUUAAGUAUGUAGGGAUGUAGUUUUAGGGUUUUUUUAACUUUCGAUAUUUCGAUAUCCUAGAUUUUAUUUUAGUUUCGACUGGUGUUUUGAUUCCAAUGUAUCCCAAAAGUUUAAUUAUUUACACCACCGAAUUUUGUAAUUUGCUUUUUAAUUAAACUUAGGUAAUUAUUAACUGAACAUUGAUAGAUGAGAGUUGCCGAACUAAGUAAUUAAUAACUCGCUUGAAUAUAUGUAGUUUUAUAAAUGUGAUUUUAUCAUAGGCCGAUUAGUUGUAUGCAAUUUUUUAUUUUCUAUUUUUACUAAAACUUAGCAAAGUUAGUAAUUUCUCCUAGUGCCUUUUGCAUGACUGCGCUUUUUAUAUUUUAUAUUGUUACUAGAUAUAUUUUAUAAUACAAUAAAUGUCAUUUUAUAAGAA